AUGUUAAAGCCAAAGGAGACCAAGGACAGCUCGCUGAAGGGCUCAAGCAAGAUCAGCAAGUCCCAGGUGAGCAACUUGGCCUUGCUGGUUGCCAAGAUGCAAACGAAUGCAGACCAGGUAGAGAAAGACAUCCUUAAAUCAGAAGAGAUGCUGGCUGUGGAUGCUGAAAAUGAAAAGAAAGCCCUCCCCUUUCAACAUAAAAAUGAGAUAUCGAUCAAAUUGACCGAGGCAGAGAACCUUCUGAAGGACCUGUUUCUGGAUGUCGAUACAGCCAAAAAUCUCAAACACCUACAAGCCAAAGAGAUCGAGAAAGAUAUCAUCCACCUUCACGAGCGAUGGCUGAAGGACUGUGCCUUCUACAGAGACAUCUAUGACCAGAUUGAUGAUGUGUCAUUGAUGCCCAGAAUUAACUGGGGCCUUAUUUUGAACCAGAAGCAAAAAGAGUUAAAUGGAGAGGAGUACGGGCCCACCAUGGUGGACCUGGAGAAGCAGAUUGCUGCUCACAACAUACUGCAUAAAGAGAUCAUAGCUUACAGCUCACAGCUUUGUGUCGGCUCUGCUGGCAGCAAGGAGAAAUACAAUGCCUUUAAGAAACAAUACAACAACCUGCUGGACAACUCCAAGUGGUGCCACCACUACCUGAGCAGCCUGUACAAGUAUAUGCUGGGCUGCAACAAUGAGCUGAACUUCCUGGGAGAAGAACAGGAAAAGAUCAGGAAGCAGGACUGGAGCGAUCACAUAGUGGAUCCACCUCAUAUUCGUAGGCACUAUGAGAAUUUUAAGAACAAUGGUCUAUUGUUCCACGAGAGUGAAGUGAACAGACUCCAGGAUGAAGGUGAAAGGCUUAUUGAACUAAAUCACCCAGCCAGCGACACAAUACAGGCCCAAAUAGAUGCUGUAAGAAAUGAGUGGCAGAAGUUCCUUAAUCUCUGCAUUUGUCAGGAAACACAUCUGGACAAUGUGGAGGAAUUCAAAAAGUACCAAAUGGACUCUGAGCAGCUGUCAGAGACUCUGACUCAACUCAACAGCACCCUGGACCCAAAGUCUGUCGGCAAGAAGAGUAACUCAGAGACACUUUUGCAGCUGGAGGGAGAGGAAAAUAGUGUACAGAACUGUGAGCGGCUACUGACCGACCUGAGGAGACGAAGUGCAACCAUCUAUCCUCUGAAGCUGCGUCGUAUUUCCUCCACCAGGCCCAUAGCAGUGGAGUCCCUGUGUAACUGGGAAACUGACCAGACUUCACUGGCUAGAGGGGAAAAGGUUACCCUGAAGUCUUUCUCUGACAACGAGAACUGGGAUGUUAUCUCAGCUGAUGGAGCAAAAAAAACCUUCCCAGGAGUUUGCUUCCUGAUCCCACCUCCUGAUCCUGAUGCCAUUGAUAAAGUAGAGCUUUUGGGCAAUGAGCUGGCAGACAUCAAGAAAAGGAGAGCAGCUCUGGCAGCAUCCCUGAAGAAUCACAAAUUAGAUGUUCCUAAAGUUCAACAGUCAGCUCCAGUUUCUUCAGCGACACCAAACCCCAAAGUAGCCACCCUGUCUCUGCAGCUGGACCAGCUGGACACUUACCUGGCCAAUACAGAGGAGCGCAUGCUGAGCCAACUGCGAACACCAGUGAGCCGCAGCGAUCCAGCUGGAGAUCUGGCCAAGAAGCUGAAAGCGCAGGAGCAAGCUGCCGAGGCACUGAAGGCUCUGGAACAGCAGAUUCAGACAGCACAGGCUGACCUGCAGCCUUUGCUGUCCACAGAUCCCAGCAGUACUUCAUCUGGACUGCCACUUAAGCUCAGUGCUGCUAGCAUCAAGUAUGACAUUUUAGCCGCUCUGGUGGAUCUAUACAAUAAAAAAGCAAAUGCAUCUCUUAGCCUGGAGGGUCAAAUUCAGAAGAUGGACAGUCUUGUCUCUGGAUUUGAAAGAAACCUUAGUGAAGACGACCUAAUUUCUGACAUACCAAAUGCAAUACAAAUUAACACAGAAGCCAUCCAGCGUCAGCAAAGGUCUGUGGGAGGGGUCCAGGAAGACAUGAUCAAACUAAAUCAGGAUCUGGAGACAACUGAGAAGUUGUGCAGCUCCCUGCAGCAAGGCUACCAAGAGUACUGCCCUGACAUCCAACGCCAGAGGAAAGAUGUCAAACAGCUGAAGGGUCGCUAUGCCAAUGUAACCAACCAGCUGAAGGAAAGGGAGAUCCUUUUACAAGAGGCUUCAUCAAAGUACCAAGAGUUUCAGAGCCUGUGCAAAUACCUCAACUCCACCCUGGAAAACCUGCCGAAAAAUCAGAUAAACAUCAGUGAUGGACUGUCAGAGGUUACUGCUAAGCAGAGCUCCCAAGAGAGAGUGAUGAAGGGUCUAAGGCAGAAGGAGGACGACAUUGGCAGAGUGACUGUCCUCUCUCAAGAUCUGCAAAUUCUACUCAAUGUUUAUGAGGCAAAUGCUCAUAAAUACAAUAGUACACUUGAGGAUGUUGGAAUGACUCUUCCAAAAAGGGUCCAAAUGCUCACUUUGGCAGAUGCUAUUGGGAAAGAGGAAAAACAAUUGGUAAACCAUUAUGCAGAAGCAACAGCAGAAAACAUCCAACGCCAAAGACAUAUGGUCUUGGCUAGGAAUCUAAUUUGUCAAAAUGAAGAAAAUGUUCAGAUGGUGGCAGAGCAGCAGGCGAAGCUUGAAAACCAGCAAAAAAGUGGCUGUAAAUUAGAUAGCUUACUUAAAAAACUAGAGGAAGAGAAGGACAGGACAGCUCAAGCUCAGACAGAGCUAAAAACCUUCAAAAACAGAGUGAUGUUCAUAAAGAGUCACAGAGAUAUUGAGCAUGUUGAGAAGAAAGAAGUGCUGCAGUACUACCGCAAUCCUAAACUGUUAGGUGAUUUGGCUGAUCUAAGGAACGAACUCAACAAUGAAGUCCUAAAGCAGAGCUCCACCCAGUCAGAGAUUGAGACAGUAAACAAGAAAAUCAGUGAUCUGCAGGACACACUUAAACACAUAUCCCCCAGAGUGGCGACUAGAGAGGUGAUUAAGCUUGAAAGAGACCCUCAACUGGAUGAAGAGGCUGCCAAGAUGCGACAUGAGAUGGCAAACACGAGACAUGAAAUCCAUAUAAAAGAAAGAGAGCAAAUCCAAAUGCAGAAAGAACUCACAAUUCUCCAGCAGAAUAAACCACCCAUCAAAUACAGAGUACUUAAGAAAGAAAUGGUUAAAGCAGGACAAGAUCCAGAGAUAUCUAAAGCAUUAAGGACAUUUGAGACUGAAAUUUCUGAUGAGAGAAAGAAAUGCAUGCUCCUCAAUGAUGAAAUCCUCCACACAAGAAAUCAGAUUAACACCCUUGAAAAGCUGAUUCCCAACAUCCAGUCUAAAACCAUCACUAGAAAGGCAAAAAGGAUUGAGCAAGACCCUGAACUUAUCACAGAAUUUAACAAGCUCCAAACAAGCUUGGAGGAAGAAAGGUCUGAAAACAGCUACUUGUGUCAAGAAGUGAUGGAGCUGCAAAAACGCUACAGAGAGCUUGAAGACAAGAUGACCAGUGUUGAGGUGAAAGAAGUUGUAAAUGAGAUCUACCUAAUUGACCCAAAUACGGAGAUGGAAAUUAUGGGCCUUCGAAAAGAAAUACAAGAUUCAGUUAUACAAUGUGCUGAUCUGGAAAAUGAGAUCAGGCAGGUCACCACUGAUCUGAACAGGCUUUGUUCAGAGAAACCCAGAGUAGAACUCAAAGAAGUUCUCCAAGAGGUGGUGAGAGAAGAAAAAAGCCCGGAAAACGAGCAAGAAAUCCAAAGGCUAAAUGAUCAGGUGAACUGCCUAGACAGCCAGUGCAUGUUCCUUGAAAACCAAGUUAGACAGCUAAAGAAAGAGAAAGAUGAAUAUAAGGCAAAAAUGUCCAAGAUAGAGACCCAACUUGUUUUAAGAGAUGUAAUCAUGUAUGAGCCUGAUCCACUGCUUGAGAAGGAAGCUGACCGGUUGCGCAGGGCUGUGCGGGAGGAAGCACAAAUGAGGCGAAAUACUGAGGAAAUGGUUUUUGACCUCCAACACAAAUACCUUCUCUUGGAAAGACAGAAACCAGAACAGAAACUGGUUAUCCAGAAGAUUGUACACCUUCAGAGGGACCCAAGGCAAGUAGUAGAACAUGACAGGCUCAGUAGGAGGCUUGAUGAAGAAGUAGUGAGUCGACGUCAGUUGGAUCUGGAGGUACAGCAAUUAAGAGCAAAGUUGGAAGAUCAAGAGCACAUCAUAAGAGAAAGUGAUGAGCGCCAAAAAAGGAUUCAAGUUGAAUCAAAACUUGGAGAGAUCCGACUACGCAUCACACAACUGGAAAAUGCCCCACCUCCUGUCGAGGAGAGUAUAGUAGUUGAGGAUGUGCUGAAGGUUGAAAGAGAUCCUAAACUGGAGAGGUUGACAAAUGCUUUGCGGUUUGAUAUGGAGAAGGAAACCCAUGAUAUUUUGCGUCUCCAGAGGGAAAUCCGUAAUGUCAAUGUAAAGCUUGAGAUUCUGCAGAAAGAGAAGUCUGGUGAAAAGACUGUGUACAAAGAGGUUGUUCGUGUGGAGAAAGAUCAGGCUGUUGAAGCUGAGAGACGUAGUCUGAUGAAGCAGGUGUCUCAGAACAAAUUUGCUAGACAAGACCUGGAGGAUGAAAUCAGACGUCUCAAUGACAAAAUCAACCUUUUAAUGAGCACCAAAUCUAACAAUUCAAGAGAAGAGACAAAUCUUACUUUAAACAAAGAUGCCCUAUUAAGGGUAAAGAACAACCUUACCCGAGAACUCAGAACUCUGGAGGCAAAGAAACACGACACCAGCCUUUCUUUCCAGCAACAGAGUCGACUAAUGAGUGAAAGAACACAGAUGAGCAGGCAGAGAAUCCUAAAGAUGGAGUCAGAUGUCCAGCGAUUGGAGAGGCAGAUCUUGGAAGAGAAAGAUAAGAUUCAUCACCGAGACACUACAAUCCGUGAUAUGCUAACGUACCUACAGAAAGAGGAACAAGCAGAGACAAGGACCAAAGAAACUAACGUCUCAACCAAAAUUACAAUUUUGGAUCCAGAGACUGGCAAAGACAUGUCUCCUUAUGAUGCUUACAUUGGGGGCUUUAUUGAUCGCCAGCAGUACAUUCACCUGCAGGAGCUAGAAUGUGACUGGGAAAACAUAACCUCCGUUGGCCCUGAUGGAGAAACAUCUGUCUUGCAGGAUCGCAAGAGUGGAAAGCAGUACCCUAUCAAAGAUGCUAUUAAGGAAGGAAGGCUAACAGAGUAUGAUCUACAACAGUACAAACAAGGCAAGCUUCCAAUCUCAGAGUUUGCCCUUCUUGUUGCAGGUGACAAAAACAAGCAACCUAAAUUCAACUCAGUCACACAAAAGCUAAAUUUAUCAGUGAAAUCCCCAUUAAACCUUACCUCUGCUACUGAAAUACAGCCGAUUGCUGGAAUAAUGGAUACAUAUACAGGCACCUGCUUUACAAUCCGCAAUGCCACCUUGCGCAAACUGAUCGACCCUACCACUGCCCAAAGGCUAUUGGAGGCUCAAGCAGCAACUGGUGGGAUAAUUGACAUCAGCAACAAUGAGAGAUACAAAGUUCACAAGGCGGCAACAAGAGGUCUUAUUGAAGACAGCCAAGUCCAUCGGCUGCUUAAUGCAGAGAAAGCUUUCACUGGAGUUGAAGAUCCCAUAACCAAAGAAUGUUUGUCUGUGGGAAAAGCUGUUCAGAAGGGCUGGAUGCCAAGAGAUUCAGCAAUUCGAUACAUGGAGGCCCAGCAUUUGACUGGGGGGCUGGUAGAUCCUAACAGUGGUCGUAGAAUUAAUCUGUCGGAUGCCAUAGGAUCUAAAAUGAUUGACAGCUCAACAAUAAAGGAUCUGCAAACUGAUGAAGUUUACAUAAGGGAUAUAAUAGACCCUAUAACAAAGGAGACGAUAAACUACAAGCAAGCUCUGUGUCGCUGCAAGAAAGACCAAGCUUCAGGCUUACUUAUGCUACCUGUCUCCUCUAAAGAGUCUGGCUAUACUCCAACACACAGCUCUUCAAGAUAUUUGCAUUUCUAGUUUCACUUGCGGUUAACACCACAACUAUUUGAGACCACUGUUUUAAUCAAAGAGGAUAGAAGAAGAGGGAAUAGUUGAAUAAUAGGUCAAGAUUAAUCUGAGAGGUCUCAUGAUUGUUGACUUAUAAGGAAAUUCGGAGUGGGUCUUGGAGCGGGUCUUCUGACUCAGAUGAAUGACAAGCUCAAUUUUCGACCCUAAAAAUCCUUUUUUCUUAACUCCAUGGAGUUAAGGCAGAAGGAGGCAAAAGAGGUGGAAGGUGUGGUUCUAUGGUAAUAUACAAGGCAGUUGUAGAAUUCUGCAAGAAAAUAUAAUCCUGAAACUUGUUUAGAUCUGUUUUACUUAUUCAACAAGGACAAAGGUUCCAUUGUCAAGUUUAUAGAGGGCAGAAGGUAUCUGGAACAGAGAAUGGAAAAAGCCACGGAAGUCAGAUGUGACAGGCAACGAACUUGGUGUUUGUCAGUUAUUGUUGUGGAUGGAGUUUUUGCAUGAACAUGUAGGGGAAGAUGGAGCACCUACUGAUGCAGUUUGCAUCUGCAAUGUGAUAGUGAUGCCCUGUGAAGUACAGACUAUGAACUAGAUGAAUAUGAUCUUACAUAUGAACUUCAGGAUCUCUGCUAAUGUAAGUUAUGAAACCUUUGUUUGUAGAUUUAGUACCGUGGUUGAGUUUGAGUGAUUAAUUUAUGGUUCUUUGUCCACCAAAAUGAUUUAGCAACUAUGAUGAUGGAUGCAGCUUCAGAAGCACAGUCAAAACAGAUUCCAUACACAUGCUGUUAGAAGAUUUUUGUUAUUGUAAAAUGAAGUGGCUGCAUAAUACAAAGCUUAGAAAAACUGUUGAAGAUAUUGUACCAAAACAUUAGAGAAAUGAAGGAAGCAUGAAAUGCAGUCUGAUCCUUUGCUUGGUUUGGUGGGUUAGGGAGUUUGCUACUGCUGCUGUUGUUUAGUUCAGUUUAUUGAGGUAUUACUGGUGCUUCUGUUGUUAAAGCUGGGUAGAUUGGUUUCCAUCCAUCCAUCCACCCGUCCAUCCAUCCAUCCAUCCAUCCAUCCAUCCUAAUUCUGACAGAGGCUUGGUUAAUCCAAAUUAAUCCAAAUGGGGACAGUUUAUUGGUUCAGUGGGACAACUGAGAUAGUCUAUCAUUGUCCCUCUCUCUUGGCACAGAAGUCACAGGAGUGUUUUUGAUAUUUCUACUUAGAUAGCCUUUAGAAAAAAUACAUUUAACAAUCUUUUUUAAAUCCUUUGUUUAUUUUUUCGAGACAGCAUUUCAAAGACAAUGCUAUAAACAACUAGCUGGAAGUAAAUGUCAAGCUCUCAUAGGGCUCUUCUCCCACAAACAACUUUUUAGAUUUUUAUAAACAAAUUUUAUGUAUAAGCUUGAAUUACUAUGGAUUUUCUUUGAUCCACAAAAGGGUAAAAUUCCUACAUACACACCCAUCAGGCAAUGGCACGUAUAGAUGUGCCCUCCUGGUGGAGUUGGACUCUACAACCUCUAUAUGGACAAGGUAUCGCAUCAUGCUACCAGUAGUGACACUGACAAUGGUCAAAAUGCAAAACUACUGAAAGGAAGUAAAAAAAAAAAUGAGAGGGGAAAAAUGUCUGUGGCCUCCUCUUAUUGUUGCCCUUUAGUCCACCUAUUGUUAAUUUCACUAUCACCAGAACAGCUGACACUGAUUAACAACCUCCUCUACUACUGAACUGACCAGAUCAGUAUCCCAGGACUUUAACUGACUUGAUAUUACACUCUAAUUAAAAAGUGUUGCUUUAAUUUUUAACAGUCUAUGUACACACACACUCACACACACACACAUACACACCUUCCGCGUGUAUAUGCACAUACUUUGUCAAAAAUCCCUUGCCAAGAUGCCCCUAAACCACACACUACAAGCUAGACUUCAGGGAAAGACAUUUCUGAACCUUAAUUUUCUUCCUUUUACCAUUCCUAAACCAUUUUUGUUUUGGAUCAAAGUCCUGUUGGAAUACCCAACUUUGUCCAACAUCCAACCAACAAGUUGUUGAUUUGGGUGGAGGAAAGGAAUUUAGGGGUAGUCUUCCUUCUUCAUUUUCCACCUACUUUGUGUACUAGUACCUCUGGUGGCAAUGCAGCCCCACAGCAUGAUGCUACCACCACUUUCACAAAUCCAAACUCAAUAUUUGUCAUUGAAGCUAAACAGCUAAAACGUUGGCUCCUCUAACCAGAAAAAAAAACAUCCUUCAGGAAGGUGUUGUCCAUGUUGGCAGCUACAAAUGUUAGUUGAGUUUCUCAGUGUGUAUUUUGAAAAAAAAAAGGCUUCUUUCUUGGUUGACAGUUGCUCUCACAAAGAAAAAUUUGCUUCAGUCUGGAGAGUGACAGUGGCGUUCCAACAGUUUUCAGCUGAACGCAGACUUAAGUCUGGUGUCUUCUGGGUUGUUUCUUAACAUCUGAUAUUAUUUAAUCUGAGGAUGACUCUCUGGACAAGAGCAUUUAAACCUGUACACAACUGGACAUUCCAACAGAACAAUGCUCCAUGCCCACCAGCAAAAAGGAGCCAGGAUGAAGAUUUAAGGUCCAACAUCAUCAUCCCAGACAUUUUACUCUGGGUACCAAGACCCACUGAAAAGCCACAAGGCAGUAAUUACGACGGUGACCUUAAAGGGAUGAUCAUGACUAAAAUGGCAAAUCUGGGAUUCUCAUGUUGAAAACACCUGGCUGGCAACAGUUUAGAAGGAAUGUGGGCUACAUUUCCCCUCCCCAGCAUGUUCCUAAGCACUUCUUCCAAUGUGAACUCACAUAUAUUCAACAUUUUCAGUUCAUUGUUUAUCAUGUUUAAAAACCAUUCCAAACUGUUAAGAAACUGCUUUGCAUUCUGGUUUUCUGUGAGCUUUUCCAGUCAGCCAGGAGAGCCUUUGACCUGUCUGAACCAUUUCAAAUAGUGUUACCGAACUGGCUUCUGUUACAAAUAAAUCAUCUACUUUGAAUUAAUUGUUAAAA
Messenger RNA from Girardinichthys multiradiatus, 8966 nucleotides. Its product is annotated as envoplakin-like. Gene Ontology annotation, cellular component: intermediate filament; cytoskeleton; membrane. The record is from RefSeq and is a predicted model, not a curated record. Gene Ontology annotation, biological process: wound healing; intermediate filament cytoskeleton organization. The coding region runs from base 1 to 6003 and encodes 2000 amino acids. The transcript has 22 exons. Gene Ontology annotation, molecular function: cadherin binding; structural molecule activity. Lineage: Eukaryota; Metazoa; Chordata; Actinopteri; Cyprinodontiformes; Goodeidae.